AUGGCACGUCGAAGAGCGGUGACAUCACGAUUUAAACGUCACGACGCGAAGGCAUUCACAUCAUUAGCGUCAGACUAUAUUACAUACACAUAUAUUGAUUAUAUACAUGCUUAUGGAUGGAUCUCUUUAACAACGAAAAUAUUAUGAUCAAAGUAAAAUUCUUACAAAGGAUAAAAUGAAUAACUAACAAAUUAAAGCAAAAAAUAGUGCCAUGCAGCCCCGCCUAGAUGGGAAACUGGCCUUACUAUAUACAUUAUUAGUCUUGCAAGUUCUGAUUGUUAUGAUUUAUGUUGCUACAACUCCACCUCCUGAAUUAACUGUAUCUACAACUCAUACCUCUGUUACAUUUGUCAAAUUUGAAAAACCACAGAAACUGAAAAUUCGACAAGCUAUUCAUAAAAAGUUUCCCAUCUACCAGACAAUCAAUGAGGAGAUAGUACUAAAUGAGAUCAAGACUUUCACUCUAUUUGAAAUAUAUAAUCAUACUAUCUGUUGGAAACAUGGAGUGGAUAAUCAAAAAAUGAGAAAUAAUGAAGAUCUUCAAAAAUGUAUUUGUAUUCAUGGGUGGCAUGGCUCAGACUGUGGACAACCAGAAGUAGUCUGGAGAGCAAUUAUGGCAUCAAAGCAAAAUGUUAGACUGAAACAUCGUAAAAUAGCUAGACGCAUUAUUUAUACAUUUUUUGUACAAGAACAUAACUCAGCAAUUGCAGAGGUGAUAGUAGAAGAACUAUAUAAUGUAGUAGAUCUUUUUGUAAUCUGUGAUUUCAGUACUGCAGAGGAUAAUUUUCAUCAUAAAUUACUUAAGGGUUUAUUACAACAUAAACAGAAGAAAAUUUUAUAUAUUAAUAUAGCAACAAAAAUCCACAAACCACUGAGAAUAGUGUCUAAAUACAUUUGGGAAAGACUAAAGACUGUAGUACGAAAUUUAAAGGAUGAUGAUAUUUAUAUAAUGACUGAACCAGAACAAAUAUUAAACUCCAGGGCAUUAAUGUUCCUCAAGGUGUAUAAUGGAUGGCCACAACCUAUUGGUUUUAGAUUAAGAUGGUCUGUUUAUGGAUUUUUCUGGCAACAUCCACUUAAGACAACAAUAUCAGUUGGUGCAUGUACAAUUGGAUUAAUGCGCGAAGCUUAUCAAUCAAAUUCUAUCUUGUUAGAACAACUAGAAGGAGAUUUAAGUGAAAGAGAUAGCUUAGGCCUAGUGAUAGGUGAUUUAAAUCACUAUGGAGGAUGGUACUGUUACUUGUGUCAAGCACCUGCAAAUAUUAUAACUAGUUUACAUAAUAAAGUUAAAUCCAAAGAAAUUCAAAUAGAAAAAACUAUCGAUGUACCAUUCAUUGAGGACCUAAUAGGAAGUGGACUGUGGUUAGAUGGGAAAACUAAUCUCCUAAGAGUAUCCAAAUCACGGGACCUCUAUUUUGCGCCUGAAAUAAUACUUAAUAAUACAUGGAAGUAUGACUGGCUAGUAGAGAAUUUUUACGCUAAAUUAGACUAUUAUUGACAUAUUGG
Messenger RNA from Eufriesea mexicana, 1506 nucleotides. It is a transcript of the gene Mgat3, whose product is annotated as beta-1,4-mannosyl-glycoprotein 4-beta-N-acetylglucosaminyltransferase. Gene Ontology annotation, biological process: N-acetylglucosamine metabolic process. The record is from RefSeq and is a predicted model, not a curated record. The transcript is spliced from 3 exons. The coding region runs from base 212 to 1498 and encodes 428 amino acids. Lineage: Eukaryota; Metazoa; Arthropoda; Insecta; Hymenoptera; Apidae. Gene Ontology annotation, molecular function: beta-1,4-mannosylglycoprotein 4-beta-N-acetylglucosaminyltransferase activity. Gene Ontology annotation, cellular component: membrane.